GCAGAAAUAGCGGGUUCUCCUCUCUGCUUUCAGUAAGUAAUGUGGUGUUAGAGAAGACACAGAGUUCAGAUCUUUAAACAGUCUCAGAGCCAAGGCAGCAUAGAAACACUGACCAGAGAACUUAAUGUGUGCUCCCUGUAAUGGGAGUACUGAACACCCGGACCCUUUUCUCUUCCAGUGUUUUAUGCUCACACACUUCUAACAAUUGAAAAGGGAAAAAAAGUCCUACUCCCAAGAAAGAGAGUUGGGAGUGUACAAAGAAGUAGACAAAGUCAAGCUUUCUCUAGAGAGGAGAAGGAAGGGCUGGAGAGAUGGCUCAGUGGUCAAGAGCAAAAACUACUCUUGCCUCAAAAGAUCCAAGUUUGAUUCCUACACCCAUGUUGACUAGCUUACCACCACCCUUAACUCCAGCUGCAGGGGCUCUGCUGCCCUCUUCUUGCCCCCACAGGCACUCCACUCCACUCACCUCCAUAACCCCUCCCCCAUCACAUAGACAUACAAUUAAAAAGUAAAAAAUUAAAAAGAGGAAAAGACUUGGAAACUCGAGGCGAACUUUGUAAAAGCAGGUAAAAGUUCAAAGGAGAACAGGUAAUGAUCAGGGUGAGGAAGACGGACAGGCGAGCCACUGAUCCUUCUUGUGUCUGUGUCUUCCUGUAUAUUCUACUAGUGGAAACCACCAGUGGAGACAGACUAAAAAACCUGACAAAAGACAGAACAAGUACCUCUAAGGUUUCCUGGGAGAACAGAUCUACCCGGUUGGUAUUUGAUGAAGGACUCAGAGCCUCCUUAGGAAAUGGAAACGUUGUUGGCCAUCAGUGUGUGGUUGGCAAGAUGGCUCAGCAAUAAAGAUGCUUACUGCCAAACCUGAAGGCCUGAGCUUGAUCCCUGGACACAUGCGGUAGAAAGAGAACUGGCAAGGUAUUCUCUGAGCUCCACAUAUGCUCUGUGAAGUCUGUGUCUCACCUUCUCCCCAGGUAAAUGAAAAAAUGAAAAAGUGGUGGGGAGCACAUAAUGAGUCCAAGAAAGAAAGAACAUUACUAAAAGCUAAAACUGAGAGUCUGGGAGAAGACUGGAGAGAUGGCUCGGUGGUUAAGAGCACUUACUGUUCUUCUAGAGGACUUGGGUUCAAUUCCAGUUAGGUGGCUCACUUCUGGAAUUCCAAUUGCAGAGUAGCUAACUCUGGACUGGCCUCCCCAGGCACCUGCUCUUUCAGGUAUAAAAUUAAAAAUUUAAAUAAUUUUUUUGAGACAGGGUUUCCCUGUGUAGCUCUGACUGUCCUAGAACUCACUCUGUAGACCAGGCUGGCCUUAAACUCUAAGAUCCACCUUACCUCCCAAGUGCUGGAACUAAAGGCAUAUGCCACUACAGCCCAGCUGAGAUGAGAAUCCUAACACAAGACAGUGUAACAGGUUAGAAUGAUUAAUUUUUGUUGAGGUUAGAGGUGCCUGCUCUCUACAAGUUAGAAGUGAACCAGCUUCGUUGUGAAUGUAGGUAGCUUCAGCCCAGACUUUGGUACUCAGGCAGCAGUGCAGUGAACAGAGUGACUGCUCUAUUCAUGGGCCAGUGAGGCUGCCGUGUACUCAGCCCGUUUGCUGUUCAAGACAGCCUCUUGAUAACAGGUUAGAUUUUUUUUUUAAUUGUUAUCUGGGUGCUGGAGAUUGUGCUCAGGGGCCUCCAACAAGUUGCUUCUUUGUUGUUGGUUUUGAGACAGUUUCUCUGUGUAGACUUGACUAUUCUGGAAUUAGCUCUGUAGAUGCUGGGCUUGACUCAGAGAUCAGCCUACCUCUGAAGUAAGAGUGAAUUUCAAGAGCAAACAUUAAAAAAAAAUAAAAUAAAAAACGGAUUUCCUACCAGGUAUGGUAUGGUGAUGCACAUCUAUAAUCCCAGUUCUUGGGAAGCUGAAAACAUAGCAUGCUAGGCUAUGUACAUACAGAGUCCCAGUCUUAGAAAACCAGACAAGCUGGGCACUGUGACACACACCUUUAAUCCCAGCACUUGAGGGGCAGAGGCAUCCUGGUCUACAAUUCUAGGCCGGCCAGCCAAGGCUAAAUAGUGACACCUGUUUCAUACACAGUGAGCACAGUGGAAAUGAGAAAGAAAGAUGUGGAGAGAAACCAAGAAGACCCACAAAAGCAGCAGUGAACUGUUAUAACUAUAAUGCAUAACAAGUUCUAUGGGAAAAUCCUGACAAAGCUUACAGAAAGGUUUACCCAAACCUGGAUGUAUUGUAUUCUAGAACAUCAGAUAGAAACCUGAUCUAGAAGUAGAUCAUCUGCCUAGCUCUUCAUUUGGAUUUGAUUCCCAAGAAACAAAUUUUAAAAUGCCACUUAUCCACAAACCUAAAAUGUAAGUUGGUUCCAAUAACAUACUUCCCUGUUGAGCAAAGAAGAUGUGGAUACAUGGUACGUCUCCAAAUAUGUGAGGGGCUUUUACAUAUGGACUGAGAGAUGUUCGGAGACUCCAUUGAAUGAGCUAAAACCUCUGGUAGAGGCUACCAAGAAGCUAAAGCCCACUCAGCACUGUCUCUGGAGAUGGUAAGUUCCCCAGGACUGGAGUGGGAGGAAGGCAAAGGGAAUCACAGUUGACAUUUUGAAAACACAGGACUGUGCUUUCCUACAAAAUGUAUCCCAGAUGUUUCUCCUAGAAAGUAAUUAUUUUACUGUUCCUAUAUGUAAGUGAGGAAGAGUGUGAGUAGCUUGCUUUACUCAUGGGGUAGAACCCCGACAUGGUCCUUCUUCUGUUUAUGCUAAAGACAUGGUGCACUGACACCUGCAUUUGCAAGUGAGGUUAAGACUAGCUCCUUUAGCCCGGCGGUGGUGGCACUCGCCUUAAAUCCCAGCAUUUGGGAGGCAGAGGCAAGCAGAUUUCUGAGUUCAAGGCCAGUCUGGUCUACCGAAUGAGUUCCAGGACAGCCAGGGCUACACAGAGAAACCCCCUGUCUUGGGAGGAAGGAAAAAAAAAAAAAAGACUAACUCCUUUGAAGGACCCUUCCUGGACAUGGAGUGAUUGUCUUUCCCUAAAGCAGGACCAUAUUCGUCAGCUCCAGUAGUAUAUUAGAACCAGUAUCAGGCAGAGCCCCUGCUGACCAGAGGGCUCUGGAACAAUGUAACAAUCCCUGGCCCCAAAGAACACUGUCCUCAACUCCUCCUAGACAAAAUAUUUGCAAAGGGAGAUGGCCGGACGUGGCAGUGAAGAGUGGCCACCAGGUGGCAGCAGAGUUUCAGCUGUGGAGACCCAUUCCCCAGUUCUCUGGCAAAGAUGGGCCUGUCCACAAAAUUUACAGGCCACCUCUACUCAGUGAGGCUCCAGAAAGGGUCUCCUGUAUCUCACUUAACUAUUCACAGGCAAAUCUUGAGAAUAGUGAACCCACAUUUAAUCUCACUAGAAGCAGUGGGGAUUGAAAUGGGCUGUAGUCCACUCACCCAUUCCAGGCAGUAGGGACCAACCUGAGUCAGUCACCCUAGCCUGCUCAUAACCCUAGUUCCUUUGCAUCCAGGACAUAAUGCCUAAUCCUGACAGGAGUUUCUCCAGUCAGGAACCAGAGGUGAUCAAUUGAAGCUUCUCCAACCUGUUGAAAGAUUGGAGGUUCUUGUAAGGUUUCCCCAGGGCCCAGCUCUGACAAACUGUCUGCAAUUAAUGAUGCUUCCUGAGCUCUGGAGACAAGAUUUAUGCAUCUAAUAAAGUCUAUAACUUCAGGCUUAGGCUGGGGGUAGGAAACUGAAAGCAGAAAGUCCCCAGGGGACUAUGGGAGGGGGUCCCAGGUGGCUCUUAAUAGAGCUAUGCAUUUCCACUGCCUGUCUAGAUUUCCCCCCAGGCUGCUGAUGAGGUGGGGGGUAGGGGACAUCAGGUAUAAGAAGACCUUGGGGCCCUGAGGAGGCAGAUGGCAACAUGGAUUCCAAGUGGGCUGCUGUGCUGCUGCUGUUGCUGCUGCUGCUGAACUGGAGCCACACUGAAAAGGCAGGGAGCUGGGGUGAAGACCAAGCCUUUGCAGAAGAAGAUAAGGGAUCCCGACUACCACAGUAUGCCCACACUCCAAACAGGAUGCAGAUUCCUGGGUCCCUCUUGUAUAUUCUGCUCCAGGCCAUGGAAAGACCUAUAAGGAGCCCAGCUUUCCUGUUUCAGCCCCAGAGGUUUGGCAGAAGUGCUUGGGGUUCCUGGAGCAAGGAGCAGCUAAGUCCCCAGGCUAGAGAGUUCUGGAGCAUGGCCACUCCUCAGCGCUUUGGGAAGAAGUAACAUCAUCUGCUGUGGUGCCUGCAUGCAAAAUCACUUCCCCAUGCUCCAUGUGUGCCCCCAAAUAAAAUUGUCUGGCUUCUGA
This is a messenger RNA of Apodemus sylvaticus (European woodmouse), 4315 nucleotides long. RefSeq names its product neuropeptide FF-amide peptide precursor (gene Npff). Gene Ontology annotation, molecular function: neuropeptide hormone activity; G protein-coupled receptor binding. Gene Ontology annotation, cellular component: axon terminus; perikaryon; dendrite. The coding region runs from base 3889 to 4233 and encodes 114 amino acids. The transcript has 3 exons. The record is from RefSeq and is a predicted model, not a curated record. Gene Ontology annotation, biological process: excitatory postsynaptic potential. Lineage: Eukaryota; Metazoa; Chordata; Mammalia; Rodentia; Muridae.